AUGCAGUUCUUCGGCCGCCUGGUCAACACCCUCAGCAGCGUCACCAGCUUGUUCUCUAACCCGUUCCGGGUGAAGGAGGCGUCUCUGGCCGACUACACCUCCAGCGGCCGGAUCCGGGAGGAAGGACAGCUGAUUCUGUUCCACAGCGUUCCCGGCCGCACCUGGGACUGCGUCCUGGUCAACCCCAGGCACGCGCAGAGCGCCUUCCGACUCUUCCAGCUGGAGACGGAGGCCGAGGCCCUGGUGACCUUCCAGCAGUAUUCCUCCCUGCUGCCGCCCUUCUACGAGAGCUCCGCCCAGAUCCUGCAGGUGGACGUGCUGCAGCAGCUGAGCGACCUCAUCCGCAGCCACCCCAGCUGGUCCGUGGCCCACCUGGCGGUGGAGCUGGGCAUCCGAGAGUGCUUCCAUCACAGCCGCAUCAUCAGCUGUGCCAACAGCACGGAGAGCAAGGAGGGCUGCACGCCGCUGCACCUGGCCUGCCGCAAGGGGGAUGCGGAGAUCCUGCUGGAGCUGGUGCAGUACUGCCACGCCCAGGUGGACGUCACCGACAACAACGGGGAGACCGCCUUCCACUACGCCGUGCAGGGGAACAACUCCCAGGUGCUGCAGCUCCUGGGGAAGAGUGCGUCGGCCGGCCUGAACCAGGUGAACAACCAGGGGCUCACCCCGCUGCACCUGGCCUGCCAGAUGGGCAAGCCGGAGAUGGUCCACGUGCUGCUGCUGUGCAACGCGCGCUGCAACGUCAUGGGGCCCCGCGGCUACCCCAUCCACACGGCCAUGAAGUUCUCCCAGAAGGGGUGUGCUGAGAUGAUCAUCAGCAUGGAUAGCAGCCAGGUCCACAGCAAAGACCCCCGCUAUGGAGCCAGCCCCCUCCACUGGGCCAAGAAAGCAGAGAUGGCCCGCAUGCUGCUGACACGAGGCUCCGACGUGAACAACACCAGCUCCGUGGGCAACACGCCUCUGCACGUGGCAGUGAUGCGCAACCGCUUCGACUGCGCCAUGGUGCUGCUGACCUACGGGGCCAACGCCAACGCCCGCGGGGAGCACGGCAACACGCCGCUGCACCUGGCCAUGUCGAGGGGCAACGUGGAGAUGAUCAAGGCCCUCAUUGUGUUUGGGGCAGAGGUGGACGCCCCAAACGACUCUGGGGAGACUCCUACCAACAUAGCCUCCAAGAUCGGCAAAGAGCUGCAGGACCUGGUGCACAUCUCCCGGGCCCGGAAGCCCACCUUCAUCCUGAGCUCCAUGCGGGACGAGAAGCGGACCCACGACAACCUGCUGUGCCUGGACGGAGGGGGCGUGAAAGGCCUGGUCAUCAUCCAGCUCCUCAUCGCCAUCGAGAAGGCCUCGGGCGUCGCCACUAAGGACCUCUUUGACUGGGUGGCGGGGACCAGCACCGGCGGCAUCCUGGCCCUGGCCAUUCUGCACAGCAAGUCCAUGGUCUACAUGCGUGGCGUGUACUUCCGCAUGAAGGACGAGGUGUUCCGGGGCUCCCGGCCCUACGAGUCGGGGCCCCUGGAGGAGUUCCUGAAGCGGGAGUUCGGCGAGCACACCAAGAUGACGGACAUCAGGAAGCCCAAGGUGAUGCUGACGGGGACGCUGUCGGAUCGGCAGCCGGCCGAGCUCCACCUCUUCCGCAACUACGAGGCCCCGGAGUGCGUGCGGGAGCCUCGCUGCGGCCAGAACGUCAGCCUCAAGCCUCCGACUCAGCCCGCGGAGCAGCUGGUGUGGCGGGCAGCCCGGAGCAGCGGGGCCGCCCCCACCUACUUCCGGCCGAGCGGGCGCUACCUGGAUGGCGGGCUGCUGGCCAACAACCCCACGCUGGACGCCAUGACCGAGAUCCAUGAGUACAACCAGGACAUGAUCCGCAAGGGCCAGGGCAACAAGGUGAAGAAGCUCUCCAUCGUCGUCUCCCUGGGGACAGGGAAGUCCCCGCAGGUGCCCGUGACCUGUGUGGACGUCUUCCGUCCCAGCAACCCCUGGGAACUGGCGAAAACCGUGUUUGGGGCCAAGGAACUGGGCAAAAUGGUGGUGGACUGUUGCACGGAUCCGGACGGGCGGGCCGUGGACCGGGCCCGGGCCUGGUGCGAGAUGGUGGGCAUCCAGUACUUCAGAUUGAACCCCCAGCUGGGGACAGACAUCAUGCUGGACGAGGUGAGCGACAUGGUGCUGGUCAACGCCCUCUGGGAGACGGAGGUGUACAUUCACGAGCACCAGGAGCAGUUCCAGAAGCUCAUCCAGCUGCUGCUGUCCUCCUAG
This is a messenger RNA of Pipistrellus nathusii (Nathusius's pipistrelle), 2259 nucleotides long. Lineage: Eukaryota; Metazoa; Chordata; Mammalia; Chiroptera; Vespertilionidae. The record is from the annotation of a GenBank genome assembly.